AAUUACAUAACUCUGCCUCAUAACUCUGCUGCUUGGCUUUAUUGUGUCCAUUUUCAUUACAAUACUUUAACAGUGUGAUGGAAAAUAGAGAAGUACAUUGAGUUCUUUCCAACCACAUGUAUCUUUCGUCGUAAUUAUUCGAGAAUAAUCUUGUUUGUAAUAUUAUGAUCGUUACUAAUUCGACGAAUUUUCACAUACAGUAAAAGCUAAAUACAAGUUUUCGUUACAUAAAAUUGUCUCUAUAACAAGUAUAAAUAUAGGGCCCUUAACCACUGUUAUUAAAUCAUAUUACUAGAUUUGAUUGGAUUUGUAUUUAUGUCUUUUGCCAUUAUAAAUACCUUAGGUGCUCGAUGCUGAUUCGGUGUUGAUUCUUCUUUCCUAGCUUAAUGGCUUCUAACAUCUUGUAUCUAUUUCUCCUCUUGCUAGCACACCUUCAAGCAGAGGCAUUUGUGAAAGGAGACGCCACUCUGAUAAAGAAAACAUGCAAGAGCAGCAAGUACUACGAUCUGUGCUUUUCCUCCCUGAAAUCCGAUCCAAGCAGUGCAAACGCAGACCCAAAGGGGUUGGCAGUGAUCAUGGUUGGAAUUGGAAUAACCAAUGCCACUUCCACUUCUUCCUACUUGUCCUCUCACUUGCUUGGCACUGCCAACGACUCCACCUUGAAGAGGGGGCUGAAGGAGUGUGCAUACAAAUACGCAUGUGCCAGCGAUGCCCUCCAAUCUUCUGCACAGGAUUUGGCUAGUGAGGCUUAUGACUAUGCUUCCAUGCACAUCACUGCAGCCUCUGAUUACCCCAAUGUUUGUCACAACUUGUUUAAAGGCUACCCUGGUUUGGUUUAUCCUCCUGAGAUUGCUCCUAGAGAGGAUGGUUUGAAGCGUUUGUGUGAUGUUGCUUUGGGGAUUGUUGAGAAUCUUACUUGGAAAUGGUAGGUUGUUUGUGUUUGAACAUAUGCCAAAUGUAAACCAUUUAUUAUAUGGCGUCAUUUUUUUGAGAUCUAUAGAAGUUUUAUAUGAUAUAAUAUAUACUUUUGUGUUUCUGUAAA
Molecule: messenger RNA, 1042 nt
Organism: Cajanus cajan (pigeon pea)
Lineage: Eukaryota; Viridiplantae; Streptophyta; Magnoliopsida; Fabales; Fabaceae
Product: cell wall / vacuolar inhibitor of fructosidase 2
Molecular function (GO): enzyme inhibitor activity
Source: RefSeq, a predicted model, not a curated record